CCCCUUGAUGAUAUGAAUCAAGCCACUACAACUAUUUAGUUAGGGGGCACUGGUUGCGAGUAGACACACAACGUCACAAAAACCAUUGAGAGCCGCGAAAUUGCAAGUGCACAAAUACGAUUUACCCAGUACCUAGAGUUCGAUCCGAAGAGGAAAUUGUUUUAUAUAAUGGAUACGGCUUCCUAAAGAGAAGAGAAAACCAUCGAGUAGAGUGAGUACUGAGUACGUUCCACGAGCGUUAUCAACGCCACUUGAGCCAAUAUUUCGCGUACAAAUAAACUAGACUACCAGAUAUGCAUGAACGCAUACAUAUUUGUGGGUUUAAUACCUUUAAAAAGGUAGAAAAGCAAGUUCACCCAGAAUCGCGGAUCCAUUCUGUCGCUUUUUGUGCGCGUAGCAGUAUCACACCCGCUCCCGCAAUGGGAGAAGUUCCAAAAGUAAAAGACCUGCCACAGGUGAUCGAGCCCCAUCUUCCGGAGGGUUGUACCCUAGACUCGUAUGUCAGCCGCUACCUGACUAAGCCCGGAGAUAACUACGGCAGCAUUAUGUUGGCCGUGCAGGCGAAAAUUCGGAGCAAAGACGGAGCCAUUUGGGACUUGCCACUGAUAGCCAAGCUGCCACCCCUCACCAAUGAACUUUACUGGCAGAUUUUCCAGCCUGAGCGCACCUGCAUCACGGAGAACGCGGUCUACCAGUAUCUGUCAACCGAGCUGGACAAGCUGCAGCUCCAGGAGGGCAUUCUUCCCGCACAACUCUUCGAUGGCUUCCCGCGAUACUACGGCUCCCGCAUCUCGCUUGAUUCCCGGGCUUCAAAAGUGGAUCGGGAUGCUAUUCUCGUCCAGGAGAACGUUACGGUGCAUGGCUUCCGGCCUGGAAAUAGACACAGGCCGUACAGUCUGGCUGAAACUGUACUUGUCCUGCACUACUUGGCCCAAUACCACGCCCUACCCAUCGCUCUGCGCCUGAAGAAGCCGCUGGUAUACGAGGAAUACGUACGGCCCUUUUUCAAGAAGUUCGAUAUGAACAGCAAUAUUAAUCCGGCCGAGAAGGAACUGAUGAAUGAUCAGAUUCUGAGGGACAUCCAGGCGGUGACCAGUGAUGAGCGGGACGUUAACCGAGUCAAGGAGCUGCUAGAUAUUUUUGACGCAUUCCAAGCCGGCAAGGAUGUGGACGACGGACCCUUCACCACCCUUGUGCACGGAGAUUUAUGGAUCAACAAUAUGAUGUUGAAAUACGACGAAAAUGGCACUCCAGUCAAGGUUAAAAUUGUUGACUUUCAAAUCGCGCAGUACGGAUCGUUGGUUCACGAUAUCAUCUUUCUGCUGUUCUCAAGUGUGGACGUAAAUGUUUUGGAGGAGAACUACUACAAUUUCCUUAGUAUUUACUACAACGCUUUCAUUCAAGCCCUGCGCGGCGUUAAUGUCGACACCAACAACUAUUCCAAAGAGAUAUUUCUCAAUGAGGUGCAAAAAGUGGCACACAUACAGCUGCCUCAUGCCAUCUUUAUGAUGAAGGUAAUUUUGGCUGAUAACAGCACGAUUCCCGAGGAUUUUAAAGACGUGGAUUUCUCAGUGUUGUCCAAGAAUACUGGAGUAAAGACUAUUGUGACGAAGUUUGAGGCUAUCUUGCGACUGGGAAAAAAGUUUAAUAUUUUUUACUAAGCCAAUUUUGCUUAACUGCAAGUCACGGAAAUAAAUAUUUGACCAUAACA
Drosophila gunungcola (fruit fly) is the source of this 1711-nucleotide messenger RNA. RefSeq lists its product as uncharacterized. NCBI's taxonomy places the organism in Eukaryota, Metazoa, Arthropoda, Insecta, Diptera, Drosophilidae. The transcript is spliced from 4 exons. The coding region runs from base 294 to 1661 and encodes 455 amino acids. The record is from RefSeq and is a predicted model, not a curated record.